Dendronephthya gigantea is the source of this 556-nucleotide messenger RNA. RefSeq names its product DNA-entry nuclease-like. The transcript has 4 exons. Bases 74 to 553 code for a protein of 159 amino acids. Lineage: Eukaryota; Metazoa; Cnidaria; Anthozoa; Malacalcyonacea; Nephtheidae. The record is from RefSeq and is a predicted model, not a curated record.
AAAACUCACUAUAACUGUAGCCCACGAGAAAUCGGAAGGAGAAAUCUGAACGGCUUCGAAAAUCUGUAUCAAAAUGAAAUUGAUGUUCUUGUUUGCGCUAGCUGCGUUUGUUUCGUUUUCACAUGUGAUCGUAGAGGCGUCGUGUCCUACCAUAACGUUUCCAUGUGAUCGCAUCCCAGACGUCUGUGACAAUAUGAGAGACGCCAUUAAUAGCGGCAAACCUUCAACCCUGAACCGCAUCACAAACCCAACGGAAAUUGCAAAGAAUAGACGUGACUCUGGCUGCCCAAACUUAAUAAGAGUACCAGGCGAAAAUUGCGACGAAUACCCGUUUGCUUCAAGCCGACAAGGUGGAAGAGGUGCUGCAAUAAGGAAUGUUCCCAAAAGACAAAACAGUAUUCAAGGUGGAUUAUUGGGAAGUUUCUACAAGGAUAAGAAUAUUGGAGAUGGUGAUUGUUACACAGUCGCCCUUAGUCGAAGUUGGUCCAUAAAUAUUUCUUUAAAUCUUUGGCUUAUUUUGGCUUUGACCCUUCAAACUUUUCUUUGGAAUUGAAUA